AUUUGUAUGUUUUUUAAAAAUUGUAUUUGUUAUUAAAGUUUUCUAAAUUUAGUGCAAAUUCGCAGUUGAGCGCAAAUAAAUUAUCCUUUGUUUAAAUCAUCAAAACACGCUGGUUGACGAAAAUAUUUCAUUUUUAUCCUUCAACCUGAUCAUCUUUAACCCCUGGAGCACUGUGUGUUUUGUAUAACUGUUCCAGGGACAGCAAAGGCCGCGUGUUUUUUUACGCAAAUUUCCACCUGCAAGUUGGCCUUUUCAUUGGUUGAAACCACAGUCAGAUUCUCCUACGGAAUUAUCUGAUUGAAAAUCAGGGAGGGGAGAAAACGAGAGAGCAACAAGUGUGAUGUUUUUACACUGCUUUGCUUUCCUGACAUUUAGGAAAGGAUUUUAGAAGGAGUUUUUACUCCGCCGAGCCUCUUCACACCCGAAAAACAAGGACUUUAUUAUCAUUAAGGCACUUUUAAUUUCGACGGGAACCUGUUCGGUUAACGGAUCAACAUGCCCCGUUCAUUUCUGGUGAAAAACAAAAGGUGCACGUCCUUUAACGUUCACCGAUCAUAUGAAGAAGAGCCGAAGGCCCCCAUAUGCACAGAAAACCUACCGGGGGCUCAGAGCACAGACUCUGAAGAUAGGCCGCAGUCAGAGGGUCAGUCUUCCCUUGUGGACCACUGCUCCUUUGAAAAGGAGGAGGCAGAGCUUGAAUGUCCCGUACCUGCUCACCCGGAGCCCACCAGGCCCCCUGUGGCUCCUACACAGCCAUACUACCUAAAUGAGCCUCACAUGGCCGGAUUCCCUCCCUACUACAAACCAUCUUAUGCCUGGGAGCCGCUGCCGUCCUCCUACGAGCUCCGUCAGAUGAGUUUCAGCCCCACGGUGCUGCAGCACGCCAGCAAUCUGUAUGGCACCCACAUCAGCCGCAGCCCACAGCCUCAGCAGCCUCUGGACUGCAGCACGCAUUACUCCCCCUCCUCCAACACCUACCACUGUAUCACCUGUGACAAGGUGUUCUCCACGCCCCAUGGACUGGAAGUUCACGUCAGGAGGUCACACAGUGGAACGAGACCUUUCGGAUGUAGCAUCUGCAGAAAAACCUUCGGCCACUCCGUCAGUUUGGAGCAACACAUGAACGUCCACUCUCAGGAAAAAAGCUUUGAGUGUAAGAUGUGCGGCAAAACCUUCAAGCGCUCCUCCACUCUCUCCACCCACCUGCUCAUCCACUCGGACACGAGGCCUUACCCCUGCCAGUACUGUGGCAAGAGGUUCCACCAGAAGUCUGAUAUGAAGAAACACACGUAUAUUCACACCGGUGAAAAGCCGCACAAGUGCCAAGUGUGUGGCAAAGCGUUCAGCCAAAGCUCCAACCUAAUCACACACAGCAGGAAACACACGGGCUUCAAACCGUUCGGAUGUGACAUUUGUUCGAAGGGCUUCCAACGCAAGGUGGAUCUCCGCAGGCACCAUGAGAGCCAGCACGGCUUGAAGUGAAGAGGAAACCAGCUUCAGAGUGUGUUUCUAUGUGUCAAAUCAAUGUAUUUUUAAAUAAUAAGCUGAUUAAAUUCUUGAAGGUGAUCUAACUUCAGAAAAAUGUAACGUGUAAAAUGAAGAAAUGUUUAAUAUAUUGGAAGUGAUCUUUCCAUCAAAGAUGCUUUUACAUGUUUAUGAAUAUGCUUUUUGCGGUUGAUAACAAAAGCAACACUUUAUUUUGUUUCAUAUAAUUUAUUUAAAGUAUGCUUGAGCAAUGUGCUGUGUGCUAUAUUGGCUGUGUGUGAGUUGAUAAAUGCUUUCAGUUAAAAUAAAGUGUGAAAAGUA
Molecule: messenger RNA, 1806 nt
Organism: Plectropomus leopardus (leopard coralgrouper)
Lineage: Eukaryota; Metazoa; Chordata; Actinopteri; Perciformes; Serranidae
Gene: gfi1b
Product: growth factor independent 1B transcription repressor
Biological process (GO): regulation of transcription by RNA polymerase II
Cellular component (GO): nucleus
Molecular function (GO): DNA-binding transcription factor activity, RNA polymerase II-specific
Source: RefSeq, a predicted model, not a curated record